Messenger RNA from Candidula unifasciata, 963 nucleotides. The record is from the annotation of a GenBank genome assembly. Lineage: Eukaryota; Metazoa; Mollusca; Gastropoda; Stylommatophora; Geomitridae.
AUGGGUCAGACUUUGUCUGAACCAGUGACCACUAAAUACUCAUCCAAACAUGAGAACAGUUCCUUCAAAGUCGGCUCCUCCUGCAUGCAAGGAUGGAGAAUCAAUAUGGAGGAUGCUCACAGCCAUUUGUUGAGUUUGCCUGGGGAUAAAGAUGCAUGCUUCUUUGGCGUUUUUGAUGGCCAUGGAGGUGUCAGGGUGGCCCAGUAUACCGGCAACAGCUUACAUAAGAAGAUUAUCUCACAGCCAGCCUACUAUAAGGGCAACAUAACAGAUGCCAUCAGACAGGGUUUCCUGGCGCUUGACGAGGAAAUGCAGAAGGAUGAGACCAUGAAAGAUGAACUAGCAGGCACAACUGCUGUGGUUGUGUUAAUCAAGAAUGGGAAAAUGUACUGUGGGAAUGUUGGAGACUCUAGAGCUGUAGCUUGUGUUCAUGGGGAAGUGGAGCAGCUGUCAUUUGACCACAAGCCAAGUAAUGAGAGCGAGACCAGGAGAAUCAUAGCUGCCGGAGGAUGGGUGGAGUUCAACAGGGUCAAUGGUAAUCUUGCAUUAUCUAGAGCAUUAGGGGAUUUUGUUUUCAAAAAGAAUGACAGAAAGAGGCCAGAAGAGCAAAUAGUCACUGCGAACCCCGAUGUGAUAGAGAAGCCGAUUACUCCAGACCAUGAGUUCCUUCUUCUAGCCUGUGACGGCAUCUGGGAUGUCCUCACCAACCAGGAGGCUGUGGAAUUUGUCCGGAACCGGAUAGCGCAACGGAUGGAGCCAGAUGUUAUCUGCGAGGAACUGAUGAAUCGCUGUCUGGCUCCGGACUGCCAGGCUGGCGGCCUAGGCUGUGAUAAUAUGACCGUGAUACUGGUAUGCUUUCUCCACGGAGGCACCUACGAGGACCUGGCCAGGAAAUGUGGGCGGCCAAGCAGGGCAGGGCUGGCUCCACACUUGCAGAGUUACGGAGGGUUUGAGUUUAAAUAA